This is a messenger RNA of Brienomyrus brachyistius, 2728 nucleotides long. RefSeq lists its product as uncharacterized. Gene Ontology annotation, molecular function: protein binding. Gene Ontology annotation, cellular component: nucleus. The record is from RefSeq and is a predicted model, not a curated record. Bases 249 to 2348 code for a protein of 699 amino acids. The transcript has 8 exons. Lineage: Eukaryota; Metazoa; Chordata; Actinopteri; Osteoglossiformes; Mormyridae.
UUUCCUGUGCUAAAAAGAUGGUCGUCAAAGCCGAGUGGAGCGGCCGACUCGCUCAAAUCAUUUCAAAUAAGCACUUUUGUUUGGCCUCCCCGGAAAACUAAAGUCAGCGUACGUGGUGCUUAACUGGUGCUGAGCAUAAGAUAGGUGCAGAUUGUUAGGUACACGGGAACGGCAGCGUCCUGCAAAAGUGCUGUCAUGUGAAACUGGACUGGAGGUCACGCCCCCUCCCCCAUCGCUCACAGCAAACCAUGGCACAGUCCACGUCUGAUCAGAAGGACUUCCUCUCUGAUGUGGAGACUGACUGCAGUGAAAUUAACAACAUAGAGCCUUUUCAGUCUGAAGAUCUAACCAAGAAGCUGACAAUUGACCAUGACUUCUGUUCCACGGAAAGCCCCCCAAAGCUGGAUUUCUGGUUUUGCGAAGAGUGCAAGGAGUACUUCAUAGACGAAUGCCCCAGCCACGGCCCCCCCGUGUUCGUACCGGACACACCUGUACACGUGGGAGUGCCCGGUCGUGCAGCCCUUACCGCACCAGCUGGGAUCCAGGUCGUCGAGGAGGGAGGGGAGAUGGAUGUGUGCUGUGUGGACAAGGGCAUUCUGAAAGGGGCCAUCUUUGGCCCCUACCAGGGAGAGGUGGUCGCUCAGGACAAAUCAUCAGGGUUCUUUUCCUGGAUGCUAGUUGAUGAAAACAACACCUAUAAAUCCAUAGAUGGCAGCGAUGAAACAAAAGCCAACUGGAUGAGGUUCGUGAGGAACUCCGCCGAGGAGGGCGAGCGGAACCUGACGGCCUUCCAGCACGGGGAGCACAUCUACUUCCGGGUUUGCCGCGACCUCAGGGUGGGCGAGAAGCUGCGCGUGUGGUACAGUGAGGACUACAUGGGCCGGCUGCACAGCAUGUCCCCGGACGGCAUCGGACGUGACCUGACUUCAGUUGAGAAAGGGGGUGACUUGCCCGUGUGGUCAAGCCCUUGGAACGUGACCGCAAGGGACAGAGAGGCCACGCAGGCCUUGAUAGAACACUAUGGAUCCCCAGAUAUCCAGAGUCUGCUCAAUGACAGGACCACCAAAACUAAACAGAUUUUUGAGAUCAUUGCCAAAAGGAUGGAGACGCAGGGCUUCCUUAUCAGUGAGAAUUCCUGGAAGGCAGGAGAGCGCUGCUUCCAGAAGUGGAGAAACUUGGAGAGGACUUACAAAGACUACGUCUUAGCACGCAAGAAGACUGACGCAGGAAGGAGGAAGCAGCCAGAAUUCUUUGACCAGUUCCAUGCUCUCAUGGGACAGCGGUUGAGCUCCAAGCUUGCAGCGGCGGCUAAUUCUCCAGCCCGUGCCGCUGGAGCCAAUACCAAGGCCGUCGCUCCACCCCCGGCCAUGCCGCUUUACGCCAUUGUUGUCCCAGCCAGUCACCCUGUCACAGUCAGCAUCCCAACCACCUCCACCUCCGAGGCGGAGAACCGGGUCCACGCUGGCGCCACUGGGCCAGAGCCGCAGGCGAGGAAGUCGGCUAGGGAAAGAGUCCCUCAUCCAAAGCUGUUGCAAGCUCUUGACCAGAAGGAUGAGAGGACAGAAAAGCGAAUUCAGAAGAAGAAGAGAAGAUCCUGGUUGGGGGAAAAAGCUGAAAAUGGUGGUGUUCUACCUGUGUGGUCCGACCGAAAGGUGACCAAUCAGGACGUGGAGGCCACUGAAGCACUGGUGGAGCUUUACGGGUCUCCUGAAAUCCAGGGACUGAUCAAGGAGAACAAAACCCGGACCAAGCGGAUAUUUGAGAUCAUCGCCAGUCGCCUGGAGGAGCAGGGCUUUCCCAUAAGCGACGUGCCAGAGCGUGCUGGCGAACGCUGCUUCCAGAAGUGGAGGAACUUGUCGAGGGCGUACAAGGAGUACAUCAUGCACCCCGAAAGGCCGGACGCAGCCAAGAGGAAGCCGCCCCCCUGCUUCGAGCAGCUCCAGGAUCUGCUGGGUCACCGGCUGAACCUCCAGCUCUCCGGAGCCGUGGACAGCCCCGCGCUUGACGGAGAGGCUGACGCGGAGGUGGAAGGGGCGUGCCAGUCGCUCCUCAACGUGGUGGAGGUCCCAGAAAGCCCCCCGGAUGGAGUAAGCUUGCCGUCGACGUCCUCCCCGCAGGAGGUCAGCUACCUCCAUGGGGGGCCAGCGGCCACCCCCCCGAAGCGGAAGAGGCUGGCAGACGUGGCGGAGCUCCUCCAGGAGUACAGGGAGGAGGACAGAAGGCUAGAGCAGGAAAGGGAGCGGAGGGCAGAGGAGCGUUUCCAACAGCUGAGAACAUUGCUGCAGCAACAGCAUGCCGAGAGAAUGCUGUUGAUGAGGGAACUGAUUAGCUCCAUCAAAAAGAAAUGAAAUCUCUUUUUCCAUAGAAACCUCUUUUUAAUUCCCAGAAUAGGAUAGUCAUUUUUUAAACCUUAAUGUAAGUCUUUAUACAUGUAUUACUCAAGAACAGUGUAUUUCUAGCCAAAGGGUUAUUGUUUCCAGUGAUCAUUGACGUUUGUGUUUUAGACUGACUUUGAUGGUCUGCUCCCGCCUUCGUUUUGUGAGGGCAGGAAGCCUUACUCCUUUUUUUUUCUUUCUUUUUUUUUUUUUUUUACUUCUGCUACUUGUAUCAGAACACUAAGAAAUGACAUAGACACUGAGAUCCAUACUCAUUGUAUAAUGGAAGUAGAGCUUUCAAACUGUUUAUUUGUGACAGCUCUGUUCAAAUAAACUGAUUGGUUCAUGUCUGA